Molecule: messenger RNA, 1885 nt
Organism: Theobroma cacao (cacao)
Lineage: Eukaryota; Viridiplantae; Streptophyta; Magnoliopsida; Malvales; Malvaceae
Source: RefSeq, a predicted model, not a curated record
CUGAUUAACUCACUGUCUUGCAUGGAACCAAUCCAUAGGCCGCUUUAUGAGCUAGAUAAUAGUGCUUUGCUGGAUCUUCUCCCUGAUAUUCCAUUAUGGGUAAAGUGCCCUGAUUAUGAUAGAGUAGAUUGGUUGAACAAGUUUGUUACUUAUAUGUGGCCAUACCUUGAUAAGGCAGUUUGUGCUAGAAUAAGAAGCAUGACAGAACCCAUAUUUGCAGAGUAUAUUGGCAAGUUUCAGAUAGAAGCAAUUGAGUUUGAUAAUCUAAGUCUUGGAACUCUUCCUCCAGAAAUUCAUGGUCUUAAAGUCUGUGAAACGAAUGAGAAUGAACUAGUCAUGGAACCAGCAGUUAGAUGGGCUGGCAAUCCAAACAUAGUUUUGGUGUUGAAGUUGUUAUCUUUUAGAAUCACACUUCAGUUAGUAGAUUUACAAAUAUUUGCGGCACCACGGAUAACUUUGAAACCUCUUGUACCUACUUUACCAUGUUUUGCAGCUGUUGUAGUAUCUCUGCUGGAGAAGCCUGAGGUAGACUUUGGGAUGACUAUACUUGGAGGGGAUAUUAUGGCUAUUCCUGGCCUUUAUCAGUUUGUCCAGAAAACAAUUAAAAAGCAAGUAGCAAGCCUGUAUCAUUGGCCACAAACACUAGAGAUACCUAUUCUUGAUGCUGCAACAGUGGCUGUAAAGAAGCCUGUUGGAAUACUACACGUGAAGAUUGUGCGGGCACAAAAACUACUAAAGAAGGACAUUCUAGGCACAUCAGAUCCUUAUGUCAAAUUAUUUCUAACUGGAGAGAGCCUGCCGGCAAAGAAAACAACCAUCAAGAAGAGGAACUUGAAUCCUGAAUGGAAUGAGAAGUUCAAGCUUAUUGUGAAGGACCCCCAAUCUCAAGUUCUUCAUUUACAAGUCUAUGACUGGGACAAGGUCGGUACUCAUGACCAUCUGGGAAUGCAGUUAGUCCCCCUGAAAACUCUUACACCCUACGAGACAACAGAAUUUAAUCUUGACUUGCUGAAGCACACAAAUAUAAUUACUGAUCCUCAAGAUAAGAAGAAAAGAGGGAAUAUUGUGGUCGAGCUGACAUAUGCACCUUUUAGAGAAGAAAGCAUUAAAAUAGAUGGGCCUCAGGAUGGAUAUGGGAGGCAGGAAAGUGGAUUUGACAGGCCAUCUGACAGUGAGCUCUUCAGUGGAGCAGGUCUGCUUUCAGUUAUGGUUCAAGGAGCUGAGGAUGUUGAGGGUGAGCGCCACAAUAAUCCUUAUGCUGUGGUCCUUUUCAGAGGAGAAACAAAAAAGACAAAGAUGAUCAAGAGAACCCGUGAUCCCCUGUGGAAUGAGGAAUUUCAGUUUAUGCUUGAGGAGCCUCCUUUAAAUGAGAAUAUUCAUAUUGAUGUUAUGAGCAAGCGGACAGGCAUUAGCUUCCGGUCGAAGGAAUUUUUGGGAUAUGUGGAUAUCAAUCUCACUGAUGUUGUCCAUAAUGGGCGCAUCAACCAGAAAUACCACCUAAUCAAUUCAAAGAACGGAGUGAUACAUGUUGAAAUAAGAUGGACAACUGUUUGAGAAACAGGGUGAAGAUAUGACUGAAGCAAAUCAGUAUUGCAAGAAUAUUGAAGAUUACUAGGAGUUUGAGGAACAGGAUGAGAACACAAUGGAUGCAACUUGUACACAAAAUAUACAAGAACAAAGAUUACUGCAGAAAGUUCAGCACGAGGCUGAAACCAGAACAGAAAUGUAUAUAAUCCCAAAUAAAUUUUGAGAGCCGCCGCAUUUUUGCCAAAGUUGGUCGAUCUUUGCAUUGGGUUAAGAAUGAAGGUAAUGAUGAGCUUUAUAAUUAGUAAACCAAUGUUGAAUUUAUAACUUUUUGGGAAAAUAAUAUACAGUUAUGCAUAUA